AUGGCCAUGGAGGGGGUGAAGGCCUGGACCUUCGUGCCGCCCGCGGCGGAGGCCGCAGCGCCGAACCCAGUUCCACCGAAGUGCGACUACACGGAGGGGGUGGGGCUGGAGGGCGCCAGGAUGAUGGAGUCAUUCCUGCUGCCGGCGGACAUCGCGGACCACAUGUGUUGCGACCGCGCGUUCUACGGGCAGGGCCACGGCGUCUCCCUGACGUGCUCCAGCGAGAGCGGCGGCAGCGCCGAGGUGGCCGCGCAGUGCAACUGCACCGUGUUCGCCGAGGUGACCGGCAGCAGCCGCCAGGCCGGCGCCAGGUCGUCCAAGGUGGUGCCGCCGGCGCGGGGGCAGUGCUUACUCUUCGAGGAGGUGAGCGGCACGGAGCCCGCGAAGGGGUCCGCCUCAGGUGGCGCGGUCAGCCCCGUGCCGCCCAAGAUGUGGCCCUCCUGGCCGGCCAGCAGCCCGUGGGUGACGGCCGUGGGCGCGACCCGCUUCGUGCAGCAGGACGUGUCGGCGCCGGAGAUGGCCACCGACCAGUUCGGCAGCGGCGGCGGCUUCUCUGACAUGUGGCCGGCGUUCCGGUCCCAGGCCGCUGUCGUCGAGGAGUACCUCAGGACCGCGCCAGGCCUGCCGCCAAGCGGCUCCUUCCCGCCAGGCGGCCGCGCCACGCCGGACGUCUCCGCGCUCGGGGAGGGGUACCAGGUGAUGAUCGGCGGGCACGUCGAGCCCAUCGGCGGCACGUCGGCGUCCGCCCCCAUGUUCGCCGCGCUGGUGUCCCUGCUGAACGAGGCGAGUUAA
Molecule: messenger RNA, 792 nt
Organism: Prorocentrum cordatum
Lineage: Eukaryota; Dinophyceae; Prorocentrales; Prorocentraceae
Source: the annotation of a GenBank genome assembly